CAGAAGAAGAGGAGACGUGCUCUGAGCAACAGCUGAUUCAAAACAAAAGAUUUUCAAAGUAUUUGAAACUUCACGAAUCAUUUUUAAAAGAUCAUUAUUUACAUGUGAAGAGAUGGACUCAGACCAGCAGGAAGAACAGAAACCUGUAAAAAUUGAGUUUAUUGAAGAUUACAGUGAGAACAGGAGUGAUCCAGAUGAAGAACCCCUCAGAGUGAAGCUUGAAGACACUGAACAACAGAUAGACCUGAUUGUAGAGAUUAAGGAGAGUGAAGAACUGGAUGAAGCGGAGGAGGAACAUUGUGUCAAAACUGAAGAAAAAUCUUUUGAAAAUUGUUGCUCACAGACUGGAAGUAAACUUGUGCCGAGGAGACCGAUCAAAAAUUUCACUUGCUCUGAGUGUGGAAAAAACUUCCCAUACAAACAAAGUCUUAAACAUCACAUGACAGUUCAUAGCGGAGAGAAGCAGCACACAUGUGAUCAGUGUGGGAAGAGUUUCACAAAAAAUGGAUACCUUAAAGAUCACAUGAAAGUUCACACUGGAGAGAAACCACACACAUGUGAUCAAUGCGGGAAGAGUUUCACAUUAAAAUAUCUCCUUAACAGACACAUGAAAAUCCACACCGGAGAGAGGCACACAUGUGAUCAGUGCGGGAAGAGUUUCACAGUGAAAUAUCUCCUUAACAGACACAUGAAAAUCCAUACUGGGGAGAAACCACACACGUGUGAUCAGUGUGGAAAGAGUUUCACACUAAAAGGAGACCUUAAUAAUCACAUGAAAAUCCACACCGGAGAGAAGCCGUACACAUGUGAUCAGUGCGGGAACAGUUUUGCCCACAAAUUUCACCUAAAGAGACACAAGAUAAGCCACACUGAAGAGAAACCGUACACAUGUGAUCAGUGCGGGAAGAGUUACACAAUAAAAGCAACCCUUAAAGAUCACAUGACAAUCCACACCGGAGAGAAGCCGUACAUAUGUGAUCAGUGCGGGAAGAGUUUCAGAUUGGCAAGUUCUCUGAGAUUUCAUCUGCGUUUUCAUUCGGGAGAAAAACCAUUUAACUGUAAUCAGUGCGGUAAAAAAUUUACUUUGGCAGGUUCCCUGAAGGAUCACCUCCGCGUUCAUUCAAAGGAGAAGCCUCACGUGUGUUCUUUGUGUGGAGAGCAAUUUUCAUGGCUGAAUUGUUUAAAAGUACACAAGAUAAGACACAGUGGUGUGAAGAAUCAUGUGUGCUUGCUUUGUGGAAAAACAUAUUUUACAGAGGGUGAACUGAAGCAGCACCAGAAGGGAAGCUGCAUGCACAAAAAACUCCUUCUGCGUCCCAAUCCGCAUAAUAAUCGUCCUAAAUAGUAUUCAAAAAUAGAAUAAGUACGUGUGUUGAAAUGAGUGUUGGAAAGAGACCCGGUUGGUCUACUAUAUCCGGUGUGCAGAUCGAUGCACACUAUAAUGGCUGAUAUUGCCCACAACCCAUCGCGCGUUGGACAAGGAUUUGGUUGGAACUACAAACACGAAUGAAAAGUGUUUUAAAAAAAAAAAAAAAAAAAAAAACUACUACAAAUAUGGAGGACGCGCGAGUCAGGCGGUUGUGUAUAGAGGUUUAGAUAAAGGUUGUUUAAGUGAUUAUCAUUAUCUAAACUGACUAAAAUGUAUUUAUUUAAUGUUGGCUGCGUUAUAUUGCAUCUGUGAACUUUUGUAAAGAUAUGUUUAGAUUUAAAACAAGAUUAAAUGCAAUAUAUUUUCUCACAUGUA
This is a messenger RNA of Pimephales promelas (fathead minnow), 1744 nucleotides long. RefSeq lists its product as uncharacterized. Gene Ontology annotation, cellular component: nucleoplasm. Lineage: Eukaryota; Metazoa; Chordata; Actinopteri; Cypriniformes; Leuciscidae. The record is from RefSeq and is a predicted model, not a curated record. Gene Ontology annotation, molecular function: RNA polymerase II cis-regulatory region sequence-specific DNA binding; DNA-binding transcription repressor activity, RNA polymerase II-specific. Gene Ontology annotation, biological process: negative regulation of transcription by RNA polymerase II; regulation of cytokine production; regulation of immune system process.